CUCUCUCUCUCUCUCUCUCUCUCUCUCUCUCUCAACAAAACACAUACAUAUUCAUGCUUUGUUACUCGCUUACUCCCCGAAUCUUCGUUCGAUUUUCCAUCGCUCACUUCUCGAUAAACACAAGUUCGCAUGUUUGUGUUUGUGGGUUUUCUAAAUCUUUAUAAACCCUAACAUGGGUCGCCUUUGAUUUCUACUCUUGUGUUGUGGGCAGAUUUGAUUUUGAUGAUCCAAUCAACUUCCUCAUCAAACCCUAGUUUCCCCCUUCAAAACUACCCACCGAUCUCAACAACUCGAUUUAGUUUCCUAGAUCUCGUACUUCGAUUGAAACUGCAAUUCCAUCAACACAAUGUAGAUUGGAUGAACACGAUCCCAGUCUCGAAAUUCAACUCUGCUCACUAACUCAAAAUUUCUGCAACUUAUCAGCAUCGAUUUAAUUUAACUUAGAGUAUUAUUUUCUGUGUAUAAUGAAUUAUAAGAUGAGGGGUAGAGGGGAAAAAGAUGAGUUUGUGUUCAAAGAUUCGUCAAUCGGAUUAAUUAGACUUCUUUGCUUUCUAAUUCUUUUCGUCAUCGGUAUAAUAAUUGGUUUGACUUCAAGUUCACAUGUCGAUAGGUAUUUCAUCACUUCAAGGCCCGAUAAUUUCUAUACAGAUUACACAACGGCUGCUCCUGCGCCAAGUUAUGCCAAAACAGCUACUUACGAUCAGAACUGUAGUACGAAUUCAAAUUGCAAGAACGACGAUUGCUUAAGUAUGGAGAGCUUUCGAAUGCCUAAGAAUGUGACGCAUCGAAUGACUGAUAACGAGCUCUUUUGGAGGGCUUCAAUGGUGCCUGAUAAACCUGAGUACCCUUUUGAUCGAGUGCCUAAGCUGGCGUUUAUGUUCAUGACAAGAGGGCCUCUGCCAUUCUUACCUUUAUGGGAGAGGUUUUUUCGAGGUCAACAUGAGAAUAAGUAUUCGAUUUAUGUUCAUUGCAAUCCUGGGGUUCGUUUGGAUUUUGAGAAUUCUUCGGUUUUUUAUCAGCGACAGAUUCCUAGCCAGGAUGUGAAAUGGGGAACAGUGACACUAGUCGAUGCGGAAAGGCGACUUCUAGGCAAUGCGUUACUCGACUUCUCAAAUGACCGAUUUAUCCUCCUAUCCGAAAGUUGCAUUCCAAUAUACAACUUCCCAACCAUCUACAACUACCUCAUCGGGUCAACACACAGCUUCCUAGACUCCUACGAUGACCCAUCCCGUUACGGACGGGGUCGUUACAGCCGUCGGAUGAAACCCGACAUCAAGCUCCGUGAUUGGAGAAAAGGGUCUCAAUGGUUCGAGAUCCACCGUACAAUUGGCAUCAAAAUAAUCUCCGAUACAAAAUACUACAACCUCUUCAAAUCAUAUUGCUUACCUUCUUGCUACCCCGAUGAGCAUUACUUGCCUACAUUCGUGCACAUGUUUUACGGUGAUCUUAAUGCAAAUCGGACGGUUACUUAUGUCGAUUGGUCAUUGGGGGGCCCACAUCCGGCAACUUUUGGGGCGGAUGAUGUUACGGAGAAUUUGAUACGAUCAAUUAGGAAUAAUGGGACGAAUUGUGCGUAUAAUAAAGGAAAAACGUCCAUUUGUUUUUUGUUUGCUAGGAAGUUUAGUCCGAGUGCAUUGGACCCUUUACUUGGACUUGCGUCUAGUUUAUUAGGGUUUUGAAAUUAGUGUGUUGGCAUAUUUUGUUUUUGAUGGGAAGU
Molecule: messenger RNA, 1717 nt
Organism: Lactuca virosa
Lineage: Eukaryota; Viridiplantae; Streptophyta; Magnoliopsida; Asterales; Asteraceae
Source: the annotation of a GenBank genome assembly